This is a messenger RNA of Musa acuminata subsp. malaccensis (wild Malaysian banana), 521 nucleotides long. RefSeq lists its product as uncharacterized. The record is from RefSeq and is a predicted model, not a curated record. NCBI's taxonomy places the organism in Eukaryota, Viridiplantae, Streptophyta, Magnoliopsida, Zingiberales, Musaceae.
UCCUUCCUCACUCUCUCUCUCUCUCUGAAUAUAUUACUGUUCCAAGUCUGUUUUCUUACAUGGGUCCUGGUGGGCCUGGAGGACCUGGUGGGCCCGGGGGACCUGGUGGCCCUGGAGGACCAUUCGGCCCUGGCCCAGGCUGGGGACCACUUCCUGGGGGCCCCGCCGGGUGGGGCCCUGGGCCUGGAGGGCCAUUCUGGGGAACCGGCUUUGGUGGUUUCUUCCCCUCGUGUUUAUACUUCCUCUGCUGCUGCUGCUUGCUUCAGGAGUGCUGCGGCCCCUUUUUCGGUGGCCCCCGGGGCCCUCCUGGUCCACCGGGACCUCCCUUCUGAGGAUGCUCAUCGACUCCUCGGAAUCGGAUGAACGAUGAAGUCUCUCUCUCUCUCUCUCUCUCUCUCUCUCUAUUUAUAUACGUAUGUGUGAAUGAAAGGGUUUAAUCUUAAUGUGCCACAUGUUGAGAUCAAAUUACCUGACGCUUGGUGUGUAGAAGAAUGAAUGAAAUUUCAUGCGUGCUUGUUGCA